This is a messenger RNA of Megalops cyprinoides (Indo-Pacific tarpon), 1725 nucleotides long. RefSeq names its product death-associated protein kinase 2-like. Gene Ontology annotation, molecular function: ATP binding; protein serine/threonine kinase activity. The record is from RefSeq and is a predicted model, not a curated record. Gene Ontology annotation, biological process: intracellular signal transduction; positive regulation of apoptotic process; protein phosphorylation. The coding region runs from base 292 to 1377 and encodes 361 amino acids. Gene Ontology annotation, cellular component: nucleus; cytoplasm. The transcript has 12 exons. Lineage: Eukaryota; Metazoa; Chordata; Actinopteri; Elopiformes; Megalopidae.
AGAACUGGCUGCCUUUUUUUCAAUAUGAGCCACUGUUGUGUCAAGCUGUCGUGACCAACCGCAAUCCUCUGAAAGGGUGUACUAGAGAAAGCGCGUUUCCUGUUUGAAACUUGGACAAAAUUAUUCAUGUUUUGGGGGUUGUAGAGACAGACAUACAGACAGACGCUCCCGUGAAACGAAGAGGCCUGCCGUUUCGUUCACAGGUUUAGUCUUAGCUCAGUGCAGUAUGCAAUAGCAGAGAGCGUGCGCAGUCCAACAGGCAGAAGGUCCACUGAGAGAGUGAAGGAAAGCAUGGCGGUUUUCAAGCUGGAGAAUGUGGAGGACCUCUAUGAGAUUGGAGAAAUCCUGGGCAGCGGUCACUUUGGCCAGGUGCGCGAGGUCCGUGAGCGGGCCACGGGGACGCGCUGGGCAGGGAAGUUCCUGAAGCUGAGACGGAACGCCAGCAGCCGGCUGGGGCUGGAGAGGAAGAGUGUGGAGAGGGAGGUGGAGAUCCUGCAGGCCCUGCAGCACGGCAACAUCAUGGCCCUGCGAGACGUGUUCGAGAACAGAGCAGAGGUGGUGCUCAUUGUCGAGCUGAUCAGUGGCGGUGAGCUGUUUGACUUCAUUGCGGCUAAGGAGAGUCUCACAGAGAGUGAGGCCAUUGAAUUUAUUGAACAGAUCCUGCAGGGGCUGGGCUACAUGCACAGCAAGAACAUUGCGCAUUUCGACCUGAAGCCAGAGAACAUCAUGCUGUCAGACAAGGAGUCACCUCUACCUGACAUCAAGAUCAUUGACUUUGGGCUGGCCCAACGCCUUACACAGGGGGAGGAGUACAGGAGCAUGUGUGGCACCCCCCAGUACAUUGCCCCUGAAGUGAUCAACUAUACGCCACUGAGUGUAGCAACCGACAUGUGGAGCAUUGGUGUUAUCACCUAUAUACUGCUGAGUGGCAUGUCCCCCUUCCAAGGGGACACAGAUGAGGAGACGCUAAAAAACAUUGUGGAGAUGAACUAUGAAUUUGAGGACCGUCAUUUCAAGCAGACCACUGCAAUGGCCAAAGACUUUAUUCAGAAACUACUGGUGAAAGAGCAAAGUGAGAGAAUGACCGCAGAGGAGUGCCUACUCCAUCCCUGGAUCAAGCCCCUCACGAAAAAGCAAGCUGCCAACAGGAAACGCUCCUCCAUCAACAUGAGGAACUUCAAGAAGUUCAACGCCAGGAGGAAGUGGAAGAUGUCCUACAACAUGGUGUCGGCAUGUACCCACCUGUCCCGCAUGCAGCUGCUCUGCAAAACACGAGUUACUGAGAAUCAAGAGCUGAGACAGUGUGAAAGCGACCAGGAGGACACAGAAACCAGCCGGGCCUCCCUAAUGCGCCGUAGACUCAGCAGCAGUUCAUAAAGUCAGCCACUAGAGGGAGCAAAAGACAAAGGCUGGACUCCUUCUCGCUGACACCUUGCCUGAGGAAAACACAGUCUGACACUGAGAAGCUUAUGAGCAGUGGACCAUUAUAAUGUACCACAGCUUAAAUAAUUAUGCAUGAGACAGUUCAGUGGAACCCAGUCCUACCUUUGCUAUGUUCACAGUUGAAAUCAUAUUUGUAAAGACACUUUGUCAUGUUUAACAGCUUACAUCUAAGUCAGAACUCUAGGGAUCAAGUCAGGUUUGUUUAUUAAUUUAAAUGUUGAAAUUGGGAAAAAAAAACAGAAUUCUCAGAACUGUUGCCCCUCGAAACUCCCUUUAACAUCA